Lotus japonicus is the source of this 1110-nucleotide messenger RNA. RefSeq names its product derlin-2.2. Gene Ontology annotation, biological process: endoplasmic reticulum unfolded protein response. The transcript is spliced from 6 exons. The record is from RefSeq and is a predicted model, not a curated record. The coding region runs from base 212 to 946 and encodes 244 amino acids. Lineage: Eukaryota; Viridiplantae; Streptophyta; Magnoliopsida; Fabales; Fabaceae. Gene Ontology annotation, molecular function: misfolded protein binding; ubiquitin-specific protease binding. Gene Ontology annotation, cellular component: endoplasmic reticulum membrane; Hrd1p ubiquitin ligase ERAD-L complex.
UCCAUUCAUUACCUUCAUCUUCUUCGUCUUCGUCUUCGUCUUCGUCUUCUUCCUCUCACUCUGCUGCACCGUUUCUCCUUCUCCGAAUCAAACCUCAACCAUUCGAGCUCGACCCUUUCACCUUCGUUUCCCUUCAAUCCAUUGCCCUUUCCUAACUGUAAUUGAUUGACAGAUUCUAAGCAUAGUUUUGGGCACAUCAUCAUACAUAGCAAUGGCUCAAGCAGUUGAAGAAUGGUAUAAGCAGAUGCCCGUCAUUACCCGUUCCUAUCUCACCGCCGCUGUUGUCACCACCAUCGGAUGCUCCCUUGAUAUUAUUUCUCCCUAUCAUUUGUAUUUGAACCCUAGAUUGGUGGUGAAGCAAUAUCAGUUUUGGCGCCUGGUUACUAAUUUCUUGUACUUCAGGAAGAUGGACUUGGAUUUCUUGUUUCAUAUGUUCUUUCUUGCUCGAUACUGCAAGCUUCUGGAGGAGAACUCGUUCAGGGGGAGGACUGCUGAUUUCUUUUACAUGCUCUUAUUUGGUGCCUCUGUAUUGACUGGAAUUGUUCUGCUUGGGGGAAUGAUACCUUAUUUAUCAGAGUCAUUUGCGAAAAUUAUAUUCCUGAGCAACUCAUUGACAUUUAUGAUGGUUUAUGUUUGGAGCAAACAGAAUCCAUUUAUUCAUAUGAGCUUCCUAGGCCUCUUCACUUUCACUGCUGCCUACCUUCCAUGGGUUCUCUUGGGGUUCUCUGUCCUUGUUGGUGCUAGUGCUUGGGUGGAUCUACUGGGAAUGAUUGCUGGUCAUGCAUACUAUUUUCUUGAAGAUGUCUAUCCAAGGAUGACAGGUCGUCGUCCCCUAAAAACACCAUCGUUGAUCAAAGCACUAUUUGCAGAUGACCCUGUAGUUGUGGCUCGGCCUGCCAAUGUCAGAUUUGCUGCCCCACCAGUUGACGAUCGUCACCAAGAUUGAUUGUUACAAAUGGUGCGAGGACAACAAAGUGGUUGACUUGACCCUGUAAUAUAUAGAGGACCCUCUGUUUUUAAACCUUUUUAUUUUUGCGUGCAUAUUAGAUACUAUGAUUUAAGGUCGAAUAUCCAAAGUUUUAACCGAAAUGAGAUCUCAGCGUUCAUCUU